This is a messenger RNA of Cadophora gregata, 1230 nucleotides long. RefSeq lists its product as uncharacterized. The transcript is spliced from 2 exons. The coding region runs from base 1 to 1230 and encodes 409 amino acids. NCBI's taxonomy places the organism in Eukaryota, Fungi, Ascomycota, Leotiomycetes, Helotiales, Ploettnerulaceae. The record is from RefSeq and is a predicted model, not a curated record.
AUGGCACUGACAGAAGAUGCUUCCACUAGCCGAUUUCAACAUCAUGUCUCUUUCGACAACUUCGCUGGAGGAGAGGGCACGGCGAAGAACAGCAUUUCUUUCACGUUGAACGUCAAGCACAGAGGAUACCAGCGCAAGCGGAGAUCACGGACAUUUAUGGUCGGCGUGGAUGAGAACGAUUACUCGGAUAUUGCACUGUCAUGGAUGCUAGAGGAAUUGGUCGAUGAUGGUGACGAAGUCAUUUGCCUGAGAGUGGUGGACAAGGAUGCGAAGGUUGUCAAUGAUCGGAGUGUGGACAAGAAGCAGUACCAGGAGGAGGCGAAGAAGCUGAUGGAGAGGAUUGUAUCGCGGAAUGACGAGAACCGGGCUAUUAGUAUUGUAUUGGAGUUUGCAGUUGGAAAGGUCCAUUCAGUAUUUCAGAAGAUGAUUCAACUCUACGAACCGGCUAUGCUCAUUGUUGGCACACGAGGACGCAGUCUGGGAGGAUUCCAGGGUCUCAUGACUAUUUCGAACUCGUUCUCGAAAUGGUGUCUGCAAUACUCUCCGAUUCCUGUUGUUGUCGUUCGGCCUACCGAGAAGCGAACCAAGAAGAAGAAGAAACGAGACGCCGACCCAUCGAGACAAGACUAUGCCAGAAUUCUGAAAGAGAGUGGAUUGGAUGUUCACGAGACGGAGAGCGGUUCUAAGAACAGCAUUUUCGAAGUAACCAAUACUCCCGAUGUAGAAGCCCACGCCGUAGCAGCAGCUCUAGGACUCCCAGCACAAUUCGACCCAACCCUCAAACCUUUCAUGCUCGACAGCAGUCGCAUUCUUCGAAAGGUCGACUCAGGUGCGAGUGACGGUACCUCCAUCUCGCCUGACUCUCGACCCACAAGUCCAUCGGUGGUUAGAAAAGGUUUCAAGGGCCGACGUGAGUCUCAAGAAUCCCGGGAGAGCAAUUCAAUCAGUGGCAACGAAUCCAGCGAGGGCGAAGAAGACGAGGACGGCGAAUUCGAAGCCGUAUCUGGCCACGAGCUACUUAGAAACGGUGAUUCCAGGCCUAAAAUUGACAAGAUGAUGAAGCUACAUGAGAGUACGUCUAAUAACAACUCCGAUAAUUCUGGCGCCGACGACGACGACUACAUGUACAGCGACAGUGAAGAGCUCUGGAGCAAGGGUAGCCAGGGUACUUUCUCGAAUGCUACCAAACCCGGAAACCUGGAUGGUCUAUUUUUGAUUCUAGGUCUAUAA